AUGUCUGCUUCUUCUGCUUCUAAUAUCAACUCUUCGAUAUUCAUUCUCACUGGGUUCCCUGGCCUAGAACAAUACCAUCCUUGGUUUUCAGUUCCCUUUUCUUUGAUCUAUGCUGUGGUUUUCGUGGGAAACUGCCUGGUGCUACAUGUUGUUCAUACUGAGCCGAACCUGCAUGAGCCCAUGUUCUACUUCCUGGCCAUGCUGGCCCUUACUGACCUGUUCAUGGGGUUGUCCACAGUACGCACAGUGCUGGGUACCAUGUGGGGGCUCAGUCAGGAGAUUGGUCUAGAUGCCUGCAUUUCCCAGACUUAUUUUGUUCAUGGACUGUCUUUCAUGGAGUCUGGAGUCCUUCUUGCCAUGGCUUUUGAUCGCUUUAUAGCAAUUUGCAAUCCUCUGAGAUAUACAUCCAUUCUGACUAAUAGCAGGAUCAUUUACUUCAUGGUGACCAUUUUGACAAGAAGCUCUUUGUCUAUUCUUCCUGUCAUCAUCCGUUUGAAGUUCUUCCCUUACUGCAGACCCCACAUUCUCUCUCAUUCCUUCUGCCUGCACCAGGAUCUUCUCCGGCUGGCCUGCUCUGACAUUCGCUUCAAUAGCUUCUAUGCCCUGGCUCUGGUGAUUUGUACCUUGUUGCUGGAUGCUGUCCUUGUUCUCCUCUCCUAUGUUUUCAUCUUGCAUACAGUGCUUGCAAUUGCAUCUCAAAAAGAGAGGCUCAAGGCUCUGGAGACCUGUGUCUCCCACCUCUGUGCAGUCCUGGUUUUCUACAUUCCCAUCAUUGGUCUCACUAUGGUACACCGCUUUGGAAAGCAUCUCUCACCUCUGGUUCAUGUCCUUAUGGGCAACAUCUAUAUUCUCUUUCCUCCCAUGAUGAAUCCAAUAAUCUAUAGUGUAAAGACCAAACAGAUUCGAAGCAGGAUGAAGAAGUGGUUUUCUCUGAAAAUGUAG
Messenger RNA from Cervus elaphus (red deer), 942 nucleotides. RefSeq names its product olfactory receptor 51V1-like. The transcript has a single exon. Gene Ontology annotation, biological process: G protein-coupled receptor signaling pathway. The coding region runs from base 1 to 942 and encodes 313 amino acids. Gene Ontology annotation, molecular function: olfactory receptor activity; G protein-coupled receptor activity. Lineage: Eukaryota; Metazoa; Chordata; Mammalia; Artiodactyla; Cervidae. The record is from RefSeq and is a predicted model, not a curated record. Gene Ontology annotation, cellular component: membrane.